AUGGGUCUUACACCACAAGAGGUUGCUUCUGGGUACGAGCAAGCCGCGGAGAAAGCUUUGGAGACACUUGAAACUCUUGUAAUCAAGGAAGCUACCGAUCUAAGAGAUCUUCCUAUGGUCAAAAAGUUCUUGCGGUCGGCUAUCACCUCCAAGCAGUACGAUAACGAGGACGUUAUUGCUGAACUAGUAGCCAAAGCUUGCGUGCAAACUGUGCCCAAAAAUAGCUACAACUUCAAUGUUGAUAAUAUUCGCAUCUGCAAGAUUCUUGGUUCCGGUGUUAGUGCAUCCAUGGUCGGUUUCUCUUCAUUUUGUAUAAUUUGGGAAGUUAUGAACGGCAUGGUGUUCAAACGUGGAGCGGAAGGUGAGAUCAAACAAGCAAAGAAUGCGCGUAUUGCAGUUUAUACCUGUCCAUUUGAUCUGACUCAAACUGAAACAACGGGUACUGUGCUUAUUGAAAAUGCUGAUGAGUUGAUGGGAUUUGCCAAAGGAGAGGAGUGGGAAGUUGAAAAGCAAGUUAAAGCCUUGGCUGAUAGUGGAGUUCAG
Molecule: messenger RNA, 543 nt
Organism: Cylicostephanus goldi
Lineage: Eukaryota; Metazoa; Nematoda; Chromadorea; Rhabditida; Strongylidae
Source: the annotation of a GenBank genome assembly